GAAAGUAAAAACUUCUAUUUGUUUAACAUACAAAAAUUAUUUCAAUGAAAUUAAUAAAUAUUUAAUUAAAUAGGCACAGUUAUACCGCGGCGUUGGCAAAAAACCUGGUAUAAAUAUCACUUGAGAAGCCAUUGGUGGUGUAGUAGAAAAUAACUUUCUUCUUCGUAGCAUAAUAAUCGACUAAGAAAAUGAAACUUCUGCCUAUACUUUUUGCAACGGUUUUGGUUCUCUCGAUCACAACCAUAUGUCGAACUCAAACAACACAAAAUAGUGCAGACUCUAGUGCAGCCGCUACAACGGCAAGUGGUUCGGAUUCAACCACAGCAGCAACAUCAGAUGCAGAAUCAACCACAGAAACGGCUGCUGAUGACGACACAACAACCCCUGCGGCCACCACAUCAUCAUCGUCGUCAUCUAAUUCUGCCGUAGCCAGGUUAAGAAGGAGGUUAAGAAGACUAAAAAGGCAACAAAGACGUGCAGCGAGAAGAAGAAGAAGACGUGCAAGAGCUGCACGUAGAAGAAGAUUAGCUGCCCAAAGAAGAAGAAGAAGACGUAGGCAGAACUAAAGUCGUACAGCCAAAAGAGUUGUCGGUGGUUAUCCGCGGCUAACCGCAUUUUUUCUAGGUUCAUUAUACACAUAUUAUUGUACCCAUGUAAAUUCUAAUUGAAAUAUA
Molecule: messenger RNA, 674 nt
Organism: Ceratitis capitata (Mediterranean fruit fly)
Lineage: Eukaryota; Metazoa; Arthropoda; Insecta; Diptera; Tephritidae
Product: spore coat protein SP65-like
Exons: 1
Coding region: 189-566 (125 amino acids)
Source: RefSeq, a predicted model, not a curated record